Molecule: messenger RNA, 2709 nt
Organism: Peniophora sp. CBMAI 1063
Lineage: Eukaryota; Fungi; Basidiomycota; Agaricomycetes; Russulales; Peniophoraceae
Source: the annotation of a GenBank genome assembly
AUGUCCAACGGAGAGCCAACUGGGUCGUCGGCUCUGCACAUAUCGGUAACUCCUGCCCAAGCGGCCUUCUUCGCUGGCGAGCCGCUCACUGUGACCGUCGCGAUCACGAACACGAACAGCCUCGGUGCCGCGUACGACGGCGCGUUCGCGACGCCGAACACGGCACAUGGCCGCUCGCACUCUGCUUCACUGGCCUCCGCCCGGCACUCUCACAAGCGGAGCACGCACUCUGUGAGCUCGGUCCCCAUGGCGCACCCUCCCACCAGCCCCGGCAUGGGCCAGAUCCGACACACGCCCUCGAACUCUCUCUCGGGCCCCCCGUCCGCGUCGACGUCCAAGGUCCAGGUCGAGGAUGUGAGCGAAAUACGGCGAAGGGGGUUCAUCGGAAAGGACAUUCGCAGCGGCAGGAUCGUCAACGAGCUGACCGUCGAGGUCGUUCGGGCCAAGACCUCUGUCCUCCGCGGACUCAGAGAGUCCCCCCGCGUGUCUUCGCCUCUCGCCCGAGCGACCGCCGUUCCGCCCACUCAUCCUCACGCUCGAAAGGUCUCGACCAUAGACGGCAGCCAGCCUUCGUCCAGUGCGCAGUCCACGCCUUCCGCCACGCCAUCCGCAUCCACUUCCAGCUUCAACGCCUCUCUCGACUCAAUCGCCGAGUCCCCAAACUCGUCACACAGAUCGUCGCGCUUUCCCAGUCCAGGAAACUCGCCUGAUCCGUCCUCCAUGCCUUCGCCCAUGCCCUACCAAUAUCUUACAUCCAACCAUCUCCGACCACCGACUGACGUGGAUCCGCCAACCACGCCCCGCACAGCUUCCUUCCUAGAAGGACGGAACGCUAGACCGGGUCAUAACCGCGCCUAUUCUUCUCUGGGAAGGGGCCUACCAAACCAGCCACAUACAGCAGCCACCUCUACAUUCCCACGCUCCCCUAUCGUUGGCCCACCACCAGACGACGGAAGUGAACUCAUCCUCUAUGCGUAUGUGAGCCUAAACGGCACGCUCGCAUUGAUCCCGCCAGCUACGGCCACGGACGCCUGGGCCGAAUCCUUGCGGCGAAUGCGCAUUCGUAGACGAGUCCGGGGCGGUGGGAGUAUGGACAUUGCCGUAAUGUCCCCGCAAGUAGCGGACAUGCGCCCCAAGCACGGUCGACGAGCGAGCUUGAGCAGCGGACUAUGGGGGCUCCUCUCCCCUACGUCCCCGACCUCUCCUACCGAUAAUGACAUGUCGCGUAACGGAAUCCGGGCGCGAUCCCUAACUGCUCAAUCCUACCUCGCACCGCCUUUAUCCAAAGGCGUUGGACUGGGCGUUCAAGGCGUCGGUGGGCUGCCAAAAACGGACGAACUGGAUGAUAACGCACCUCUCAGUAUGUUCGAGGUGCCAAACGCCAUGCUUGGAGUCGAUAUCCGUCUCAAGCCGGGAGAAACGAAGACUUGGACUUACACGGUCGACCUACCAAAAUGGCUACCUCCGACGUACACGGGGCGUGGUGUGCAGUUUUCGUACCAGCUCACUGUCGGCGCUUGUAGAGCUUUGUCCGGAGGAAGUAGCAGUCGCGUUAUGAAGGUGCCUGUGCGGCUAUAUAACCAUGUAUCCGUCGAGGAGACGUUACCACCCUUCGAUCUUAUGCGCCGCGUUGAGAACGCCGUGAACGCGAGAGUGAUUGAGAAGGAGGCGAAUCCGCGCAUCAAAGCGCCCAGUACCGCGCCAUUACCGCUCUCACAGGCUGGCUCGAUGUCAGGGCUGCGCUCAUACGCUGCGCAGCUACUCUCACCGGACUUGUCGCCGAUGCGAUCUUUGGCGGAUGCCGAGCCAGAUCGCGAAGCUGCCCAGGGCAUGAGUGGUUGUCGCGAAGCUGUAGAGAUCAUGACCCGCAUACCACGGCGUGUCACUUACGAUGUGCACAAAGACGGUGUCAAAGUGGGCGUUCUGACUUUCAUGAAAUCCGCAUGGCGUCUUGGAGAGACGGUCCAAGGCGUCGUGGAACUCAACGAUCGGUCAGGCCGGGCCCGUGUACUGAAGCUCUCCGCUUACCUCGAAUCGCAUGAAUCACUACCGGGCAAGCUUGCUACUGGUCCCUCCGACGCAAAACUCAUGCGUCGCGUCCAUGCCGAACAUCAUGCCUCCCUGCUCGACUGCACGAACCGCAGCUCAUUUGCACUCGAUAUCCCAUCUGACGCAGCACCGGCUUUCCGGAUUGUGCUCGAUGACGAUACACCCAGGGGCAGCGCUCGUUCAGGACUCACGAUUCACACGUCACCAGUUGCCACAGGUGGCGUCGAGUGGCGCGUGCGCGUUUGUCUGCUCGUAUGUGUUGCACCUCGAGGCGCCAGUCUUCGUGGCGUACGUCGCGCGAUGGAUAGCGGCGAGUGGGGAACACCGUACGUGCCUUUGCGCUCGCCGUUGUGCAGGCGACCAUCGGGAGCGGCCGCUUUGGCCCGCGCAUCAACGGAUUCGACGUCAAGUUGGUCGAGCUGGAUUGCAUCGGCGCUGUUCACGCCGACAACCUCAUCUGUCGAGCGUAGAUUUCACGAUGGCGACGAAGAGGACGGUAGUGACCCCCGCGAUGAGGCCAGCGACGUGGGGGGCGAUGUCGACGAUGAAGCCGUCGGAUGGGAGGAGAUGCGCGUCGAACUUGUGGAAUGUGAGGUACCCGUACGCGUGUGGCCAGGGAACACGGCCUUUCGGGCGCCGGAGGUCGUGUUCGACGUAUGA